Molecule: messenger RNA, 837 nt
Organism: Lucilia sericata (common green bottle fly)
Lineage: Eukaryota; Metazoa; Arthropoda; Insecta; Diptera; Calliphoridae
Product: jerky protein homolog-like
Exons: 2
Cellular component (GO): nucleus
Molecular function (GO): DNA binding
Source: RefSeq, a predicted model, not a curated record
GCAAAUGCAAAAGCUUGGGUAACACAACAAAUAUUUUUAGAAUGGUUUAAGAAUAAUUUUGUACCAGAAGUGAGAGAGCAUUUUAAAAAAAUCGGUCUAAAAGAUGAUAGUAAAAUACUUCUGCUAUUGGACAAUUGCCCAGCACAUCCAGACGCAAAGGAUUUCAAUGCUAAAAAUGUUAUUGUAAAAUAUUUUCCACCGAAUUGUACGUCUUUGAUCCAACCGAUGGAUCAGGGUGCAAUAUGGAGCUUUAAAUGCCACUACCGAAAAACUAUAGUACAAAAACUAGUCACAACAAGCGAUAGAGAAGAAUUUAAGAAGACAUUCAACAUCAAAAAAGCACUGUGGUCAAUUGAUAAUGCUUGGAACGCUGUUACUUCUGCAGUUUUAAAAAAUGUGUGGAAUAACUUGUUCUGCCCCGAAAAUGAAGACCCGGAAUUAAUGGAGACACUCCAGUCAAAUAACGUAAGUCAAAUAACAAAUAUUACAUACGAUUUUACUACUGAGGAUAUAGAAACAUGGCUCAGCUGUGAUGAAAAUGAUUCUCCAUUUGCUGUUCUAUCCGAUGAAGAAAUUUUACGCAUGAUAAAUUCCUCUGAUGAACCUGAGCAAGAAAAUAGGUUGGAAGAAUCUGAUGAUGAUAUAAUUGUUUCAAAAAUUACUUUAAAAGAAGCAAUUAAUGCAGCCAGUACAUUGCUAGAUUUCUUGGAGAGCCCUGGAUGUUCUGGAAUUACAGAACAAGAUAAAAUCCAAAUUUACCGUAUCCAAGAAAAUCUUGUAAACGAAAAUACAAAAUUGAAAAAGAAGAGACAAACAACAUUACAUGAUUAUUUUUAG